CGGAGCACUCAGCAGUAGCAGCCUUGAACCUCAAUCAAAGCAACGACGUCCCAUCAAACCAACCCCACCAACGAGCGAACCUCAUCGAAUUGACGAUAACCACCCUUUUGACGACCGGCAUUUCCCUCACGAACGAUAACGAAUAAUCUCCAUUUCUCUUCAGAUACCGCAGCCAUGGCUAUGUUCAGCCAAAAUCCCCUGAUGAACGGGCCCAACUACUCCUUCUCCGAGGCCCCCAAGACCGCCAACGGCGAGUUCAGGCAGCACCGCUUCAACCCCUACACGGACAACGGCGGUUCGACCCUCGCCAUCGCCGGCGCCGAUUUCGCCAUCGUAGCCGGCGACACCCGUAGCACUUCAGGCUACAGCAUCAACUCCAGAUACACACCCAAGGUCUUCAAGAUCGGCGGCACCACCUCAACACAAGAAGAUGCGACAAUCAUGCUCUCCGUCGUCGGUUUCGCUGCCGACGGCGAGGCCUUCAAGGACCGCCUCGACACUAUCUGCAAGAUCUACCGCUACCGCCACGGCAAGCCCAUGAGCGUCACAGCCUGCGCGAAGCGUCUCUCGACGAUCCUCUACCAGAAGCGCUUCUUUCCCUACUACGUCUACGCCAUCCUUGGCGGUCUUGACGAGGAGGGUGUCGGCGCCGUCUUCUCCUACGACCCCGUCGGAAGUUACGAGAGAGAGCAGUCCCGCGCCGGUGGUGCCGCCGCCAGCUUGAUCACACCGUUCCUCGACAACCAGGUCAACUUCAAGAACCAGUACGUGCCGGGCAGCGGUGUGGGUCACGAGCUGCAGGAGCGUCCCCGCGUUCCCCUGGAGCGCAAGGAGGCCGAGAUCCUGGUCAAGGAUGCGUUUGACGGAGCGGUCGAGAGACACAUUGAGGUCGGUGACCACCUGCAAAUGAUGGUCAUCACCAAGAACGGCAUCGAGGAGGUCCUUCUCCCCUUGAAGAAGGAUUAAGGGCAUGACGGGAUUUGGGAAGUGUUGCGGUUGGGGUGGCGUUGUACAAUACAGACAGGUAGCAAUGCCAAAGAGGCACUUGUUCAGCUGAUCA
This is a messenger RNA of Colletotrichum acutatum, 1060 nucleotides long. Its product is annotated as proteasome A-type and B-type. Bases 175 to 966 code for a protein of 263 amino acids. Lineage: Eukaryota; Fungi; Ascomycota; Sordariomycetes; Glomerellales; Glomerellaceae. The record is from RefSeq and is a predicted model, not a curated record. The transcript has 2 exons. Gene Ontology annotation, cellular component: proteasome core complex.